Perkinsus marinus ATCC 50983 is the source of this 579-nucleotide messenger RNA. RefSeq lists its product as hypothetical. NCBI's taxonomy places the organism in Eukaryota, Perkinsozoa, Perkinsida, Perkinsidae. Bases 1 to 579 code for a protein of 192 amino acids. The record is from RefSeq and is a predicted model, not a curated record. The transcript has 4 exons.
AUGGCAGCUUUCAAUACCUCUCUCGACUCGAGCGAGCAAGAGGAGCUCUUGAAAGAAUACCAAAGUAAUCGGGUGAUGCCAGAGCUUCCACAAUUCGAGGAGCCUGUUCGGAAGACCUCCUCGCGUAAGCAACAUGAAGCUGAGAAGAACCAGCGGUCAGUGGCAUCCGAGAAGGCCGCAUCUUCUGUGGUAGAGGAAAAGCCCGUCUCGAAGGCGAGAGGGGGUGGCAGGAAAUCAAGCAAGGGCUCCAAGAAGGAGGCUAGUUCAUCACAAGUUGAAGCCAAGGAAGAAGUCGCUGUAUCUAAUACUACGAAGACCGUGACGAGAGCCAAGGCCAGCAAUAAGCCCUCGACUCUAACGCUCUCCGGAAGAUCGAGUUGCGCAACACUCGGCAUCGACGUCGAACUCUUCCGCCGCUGCGUUCGACAGUGGAACCUGAAGUCGUUGAACUGGCGCAUUUGCCAAGCUGGAUGUCGGACUAUCAGAAUAGGAGGGCUCAAUGCCGCCAACCUCCACGAGUUCCGUCUACGUCUGAAGUUGAUAAAAUUGAUUUGUAUGCGGGUCCGUUCUGUGUAUUGA